AUGUGUUGCAAUUGCUGCAGUGUUCGCCAGCAGAAGAUCUGGGUCUUCACCUUGGGAGGCCUGAUCCUGGCCAUCGGGGUGUUCCUCGUUUCCGCCUGGCCAGCUGUAUCCCGCCAGUGGAUUCGCAGUAUCCUGCCCUUGGCUCCCAACUCCUUCAUCUACAAUCGCUGGGUGACCACACCAAUGCCACUGUACAGCACAAUUUACCUCUUCAACUGGACUAAUCCUGAGGAUUUGAACACCGAGGGCGUUAAGCCCAACUUCGAGCAGCUGGGACCGUACACCUUCAGCGACUUCAAGGUUAAAGAAGAUCUGGAGUGGAAUCAGCCCGAGGUGACCUAUUUUGGCAAACGCACCUGGCAUUUUCUCCCCGACAAGUCAAACGGCUCGCUGGAUGAUAUGGUUGUAGCCCCUCAUUUUCCGUCUUUGACAGCUGCCUCGUAUUCGCGGCGAAUGCGCCGCAUCCUGCGCAAGGUCAUGAACUUUGCCCUGAAUCGCGAGGGCGGUGCCACCCACAUGACCCACACAGCAGGUCAGUGGCUCUUCGACGGCUACUAUGACCAUCUGCUGGACUUUGUGGAGCAGCUGCAUUCGCCCCUGCUGCCGGUUUACAGCAAUACCUUCGGCUGGUUCUACGAACGGAAUAACUCCAAAACGGCCGAGGGAAACUUUACGGUGCACACUGGUCGUGGAGAUCUCAGCCAGAUGGGGGAUCUCCUCCUGUGGAAUGGUGAAAACACUACCGGCUAUUAUCCUGGCGAAUGUGGCAAGGUCAAUGGCAGCACGGGGGAACUGUGGUCGCCGGACAGGAAGUGGAACCAGCCCACCUCCAUUUUCUUGUCCGAUGCAUCGCGUUUUUUAAACCUUUUCCCCAAGGAAAACCUCACCAUUGAUGGCAUUGAUGUCUGGCGUUAUGAGUCCACCAAUCUCACCCUCGACAAUGGCCAGCUUUCACCGGACACUAAGUGCUUUUGCCUCGAGAAUCGCGAGUGCCCCCGCAAUGGAGUCCUGGAUUACGGUCCCCCAGCCUUCAAUGGUCCGUUCUACAUGUCGCAUCCGCACUUUUACCUCACGGACGACCUGUACAGGGAGAACACAACGGGUCUGCGACCCGAGGAAUCCGAACACGGCAUGUUUGUGAUAAUGGAGCCCACACUUGGCAUUCCGCUGAGCCUGAGGGGGCAGCUCAUGAUUAGCACGAAAGUGGUGCGCGAUGAGGCCAUUGACUUAUUCAAGGAUGUGGCCUAUGAUCACUAUGCGCCCCUAUUUACCAUGAGAAUCCAUGCGGAAUUAGAUGAAAGCCUUACGAGUUUACUUAAGCUCGCCUUAAAUGCCGCCAUUAUUGGAAUGUAUACGGGAAUCGGAUUACUUCUUUUUGGACUGACAAUGAUCACAGUCGGUCUAUUUGUCACAAAGAACCACAAGUGGUACAACGAAAAAAAGUCCGUGGGCUGUCAUAAAGAAUAA
Messenger RNA from Drosophila rhopaloa, 1467 nucleotides. RefSeq names its product protein croquemort. Gene Ontology annotation, cellular component: membrane; cytoplasm. Gene Ontology annotation, molecular function: scavenger receptor activity. Lineage: Eukaryota; Metazoa; Arthropoda; Insecta; Diptera; Drosophilidae. The record is from RefSeq and is a predicted model, not a curated record. The coding region runs from base 1 to 1467 and encodes 488 amino acids. The transcript is spliced from 4 exons.